CGCCAGCCUCGUCCACCUGCCCUCCACCAUCGCCCGCCCACCCCACAGUCUCACUUUGCGCGCCGACAUCCGGGUGCUGCGUCUGCCGCUGUGAACGGCUGCCAGAAGCGCACCGCUUCCGCCCCACGCCGGCUCAGACGCCGCUGCUCGCGCUGCGCGCCGCUCUUCGUCCUCGGCCGCAGCACGCCCGCAGCGGGCUCCCGUCGCCAUGCCGUCCUCCUCGAAGCGCAGCGCCACGGCGGGCAGCUCGCGCUCCGGCAGCGGCAUGAACGCCGACGAGAAGGUUGUGUGGCAGGCAGCCAUGAGCCGGCCGAACAAUACGCUCACGGACCUCAAGGACAUUGAGCUGGACAUCGACCGCCAGCUCGCCGCCAUCAAUGGGCUGCUGCGCAAGAGCCUCUUCACCGCGAGCAAGGUUGGGGGCGCGAUGCACUACACGGCCGUGAGCAAGGGCGAAGCCAGUGUAAUGGGCUCCAUGGAAGGCGACGAGGGCAUCAUCUACUCGCUCAUCAAGGACUCGGGCACCGAGGGCAUUUGGACGAAGCAGCUCAAGACGCGCUCGAAUCUGCACCAGUCGGUCAUGACGCGCUGUCUCAAGAACCUCGAGCAGAAGCAGCUCGUCAAGGUGGUCAAGAGCGUCAAGUUUCCGACACGCAAGAUCUAUAUGCUCUACGGCCUGACACCCAGCGUCGAGCUCAGCGGCGGGCCGUGGUACACAGACAACGAGCUCGACACGGCGUUCAUCGAGCAGCUGUGCCUCAUGCUGUACCGCCACAUUGCCAACGAGACAUGGCCGUCGAGCGACGCGCAGGGCAACUCGCUCGGCCCGCUCUACCCGGCCUCGCACACGGCGAAGCUGCCUACUGCUCCCGCAUGCCUGCGCUGGCUCAAGGCACGCAAGGUCACCGACAUCCCGCUCGGCGUCGAGGACGUGCAGUCGCUGCUCGACGUGCUCGUCUUCGACGAGAAGAUCGAGAAGAUCCCGUGCAUGCCUGGCGGCGGCGACGGCGGAGGUGGGAAAAAGGUGUACGACGCCGACUACCGGCCCGGCAGCGUCGACGGCAUGGAGACGCAGAGCUCGAGCAGCUCGUCGUCGGGCAGCGACAGCGGCUCGGAGAGCGGCAGCGACAGCGGGAGUGACAACGGAAGCGAAUCUGGUAGCGACAGCGGCCGCAGCAGCGGAAGCGCCAGCUCAGCGUCCGGCUCCGAGAGUGGCAGCGGCAGCGACGCGAGUAGCAGAUCGGACUCGCGCAAGCGCAAGCGCAAGAGCAGCUCGAAGUCGUCGCGCAAGCGCUCAAAGUCCUCCAGCUCCAGCAAGAAGCGGCACAAGAGCAGCAGCCGCAAGUCGUCGCACUCGUCGCGCAAGCACCACUCCAGCUCGCGCAAGCGCUCGCGCUCCCGCUCGUCGUCCAAGCGCCACGGCAGCAAGAAGAAGCACCGCCACAAGUCCUCGUCGCGGGGGCGCGCCGUCAAGAACGCGGCACUGGGCGCCGUCGACGGCGACGACGACGACGUCGAGGAGAUGUCGACGGCCGCAGCCGGCAUGUACGUGUACCGCGCCCUCAAGCCGCUCGCCGUGCACGUGGGCUGGAGCGAGACGCCGUGCGGCGCGUGCCCCGUCUUCGACUUCUGCGAGCCGGGCGGCCCGGUCAACGCCGAGGGCUGCGCGUACAUGGCGCAGUGGCUCGAGGUGCAGCACGCCGGCGACGAGCCGGAGCCGGACAGCGAGAGCGACAACGAAGACGCAGCAGGCAGCGGCGCAGAGGCGGGUACGAAAAGCCGCAAGUAGCAGCGCGCUGCUGCACCGCUAAUAGCAUACCACUCACGAGGCCGCGGGCAGGUGUGCAGAGGGCUCCCAGCAUCUCGACUGCAGUCUUGACGCGUCUUGGUCAAGCAAGCUUCUUCGACUGAGAGGUAAUAUGGCUUGGGUAGAAGUACAGGAUGCAAGUAUACAGGGAGAGUGUGAGAAGAGGAAGGCCGAGGGAAAGCACAGAGGCGGAGGGCGGCACGUCACACUGGCUCGUAGCCCGCCCGCGAGUUGCCGGACACGGUGCGGACCAGAUGGCGCCCGAACUCGCGGAACUGGGC
Molecule: messenger RNA, 2088 nt
Organism: Tilletiopsis washingtonensis
Lineage: Eukaryota; Fungi; Basidiomycota; Exobasidiomycetes; Entylomatales
Exons: 5
Coding region: 209-1789 (526 amino acids)
Biological process (GO): transcription by RNA polymerase III
Cellular component (GO): RNA polymerase III complex
Source: RefSeq, a predicted model, not a curated record